AUGGCCCCCAAAGAAAUAACCAUAACCUCCUUCUCAACCCGCGAUGUCCGCUUCCCCACCUCCCUAGACAAAACCGGCUCCGACGCCAUGAACGCGGCAGGAGACUACUCAGCCGCCUACUGCAUCCUCGAGACCGACUCCGACCUCACCGGCCAUGGCAUGACCUUCACCAUCGGCCGCGGAAACGACCUCGUCUGCGCCGCCAUCUCCCACCUCGCCCCCCGCAUCCUCCACACCCCCCUCUCCUCCCUCGUCGGCACAAACUUUGGCGCCACCUGGCGCCACCUAGUCAACGACUCCCAGCUCCGCUGGAUAGGCCCAGAAAAAGGAGUCAUCCACCUCGCCCUCGGCGCGGUAGUCAACGCGUUGUGGGAUCUAUGGGCCAAAACCCUCAACAAACCCGUCUGGAGGGUAGUAGCAGACAUGACCCCAGAAGAAUUCGUCGCCUGCAUCGACUUCCGCUACAUCACCGACGCCAUCACCCCCGAGGAAGCCCUCUCCCUCCUGCAGUCAAUGCAAGAGGGUAAGCCCGAACGAAUCGCCCAGGCGGAAAAAAACGAAGCUGUACCCGCGUACACCACUUCCGCGGGCUGGCUUGGUUACGACGAAUCCAAAAUGAGGAGAUUGCUCCAGGAAACAGUCGCACAGGGGUACAGGCACUUCAAGCUCAAAGUAGGCGGGUCACUACAGGAAGACAUCAAACGGUUGACCAUCGCCCGUCAAGUCCUCGACUCAUCACCCACCCCGGGAGAGAAAAUCCUCAUGGUGGACGCCAACCAGAUCUGGAGCGUGCCCGAGGCGAUCGAGUACAUGAAAUCCCUUGCGGGUUUCAAACCUUGGUUUAUUGAAGAGCCGACUUCUCCUGAUGAUGUCCUGGGGCAUCUGGCUAUAAGAACUGCGCUGAAACCCUACGGCAUCAAGGUCGCCACGGGGGAGAUGUGCCAGAACAGGGUCAUGUUCAAGCAGUUCCUCAUGUCGGGCGCCAUAGACGUUUGCCAGAUUGACGCCUGUCGGCUGGGUGGUGUCAAUGAGGUUCUUGCGGUGAUGCUGAUGGCGAAGAAGUUUGGGGUUCCGAUCGUGCCGCAUAGUGGUGGGGUCGGGCUGCCGGAGUAUACGCAGCACUUGUCGACGAUUGACUAUGUGGUGGUGAGCGGGCAGAAGUCCGUGUUGGAGUAUGUGGAUCAUUUGCAUGAGCAUUUUGUCUGGCCGAGUGUCAUUGAAAAGGGGUAUUAUGUCACGCCUACGCAGCCGGGGUAUUCGGUUCAGAUGAGGGGGGAGAGUAUGGAGCGGUUUGGGUAUCCGGGGGAGGAGGGGAAGAGUUGGUGGAGGGGGGAGGAGGCGAGGGGGAUUUUGGAGGGGGAGAAGAUUUGA
Molecule: messenger RNA, 1371 nt
Organism: Podospora anserina S mat+
Lineage: Eukaryota; Fungi; Ascomycota; Sordariomycetes; Sordariales; Podosporaceae
Exons: 2
Coding region: 1-1371 (456 amino acids)
Biological process (GO): amino acid catabolic process; carbohydrate catabolic process
Molecular function (GO): L-fuconate dehydratase activity; magnesium ion binding
Source: RefSeq, a predicted model, not a curated record